AUGGAAGAAAAGAAUUUAUUAGAUAUAGGAACUCAAGCGCUACCUACAGAUGGUUUCCAAAAACACUAUUUUUCCCCUAACCUACAACAAGCAAAAUUGCAUGGAGUACAAUUUUUUCUGAUUAAAGAAAGUUUUCAAAUUGAUUCUUAAAGGUGUUAGUGUUGUAAUUCUCAUUUGAUUCAAGACUAUUUUAACUUAUUUUGCAAUAUUAAAGAAUUCAAACAUAAUCGGGCUGCAUAUUUAUACUUUUUACAACUCCAAUAGUUUAUAUUUCUAUUCUGCAUUUCAAGUGUUAUUUUUCUGCCUUAUGCUUUAUAUUUCAAUUCUCAAGGUGAUUAAUGUGAAAAAAUGAAAAAUUGCAUACCAAGCUAUUACAAUAAGUUCUCCAUAUGGAAUUAAACUUAAGAUUACUUUUAGUUGGAUGACUUUUAUUUAUAAACCUUUUACCUUCUAACAAUAUUUUUAAGCUCGAUAGGGGUUUAUCUAAUGAUAUUUGGAAAUCAAUACAAAUCCUUCCUUAGCAAUUCAUACUCGAGAGCCGUUCUUUUGUAAUCAGUAAUGACAAAUUGUGUUCAAAAUAAAGAAAUGGAAACAUUAUAAAAUCAUUCAUAUAUCAAGGUGCAUAGUUUAGAUAAAUUUUAAGAGUCUAUUUAAGUCCAAGCAGAAGGAAAUUACGUUUUUCUUAAUCUUGAUAAUUAAUGCCAUGUAUUAGAGAAAGCUAUAUUUUAAGAAAAAAUAAAUCCUUAACUAAUACAAUAAGGAACCAUAAUCAUCUUUCCUUCAGAAAACGAAAAAAUUUGCUUCUAAACAGAAAAUACUGAAAUUAUUGUACCAGAUGGAGUGCAAAGUUAUAUAACUUAAAAUCAUGCAAAAACUAUUUGGGAAGCCAUUCUAAAAAUAUUUGCAAUUGUCAUUUCUGCUUUAGUAACUAUUCUAUCUUUGGCAUUAAAUGUCUACAUAUAAGCAAAUUAUUUAAACUCAAAAUCUACUCUAGGAGAAGGAAAUUUCCUCAAAAUUCUGUUUUAAAUUCUAUUAUAUUUAUAAAUGCAUAUUUCAAGUAUGAUAGCCAAAAGGUUGCUUCAUCAUAACAAUUACCAGUAAAUAUAUUUCACUUUUCAAGUCAUUGGUUUUAAAAAUAUAAAUAGGUUAUUUUAUCCUACAACCAAUUAAGAAGCAUAUCUGUAAGAAAAUGGAAUUAUUGAUAAUCUAAUUGUACUUUGCUAUUUGAAUAUCCUUUUACCGAAUCUAAUUACAAUAUUUGACUUCAAAUAUCUAUCUAAGUAGUUUAACAAACUGUAUAUGAGAAGAUAUUAAAAGAACAAUUUAGCAUAAAUAGAAAUUAAUAAAUUUUUUGAAGCAAGACAAUUAUCUUUUGAAUAAAAAUAAUAUAACGUCUUCUAAAUCUGUUUAAUUGGGUAAAUAUUUAUUAUCGACUUACCUUUGAUUGCCCCUAUUAUCAUAAUAGCUCUUUGUACUAUAUAUUGGAUUGACAAAUUUAUUUUUGUUAAGAAUUGUAUUCCAUUCUAAAAUUCAUGGGGAGAUGAUAAUGCUUUAGAAAUAUAAAAGUAGUAGUUUUUACUCUUUUAUAUAAUGUAUUGUUUGUAAAAUUUUUUCUUUUUUAAUAACCCAAUAUUGAUCUUCGGAAUGCUAGGUUAUAUUAUACUCUUCAAAGUUUUGAUGACUCGAAAAUUGGAAAAAAAAAUAUUUCAAAAUAAAUAAAUUAUUAAACCAGAGAAAUUGAAAGAAUAUGCAUCAUAGUAUGAUCCAGUUCACACUUUAGACGAAACUUAACAUAUUAAACAUCAAUAUCUAUUUAAUACGUUCAAAAUCCUGAAAAAACAUCUAUAAAAAAAAUGUCGAACAGUAAGAACUUAGAUUUAGGAUUUAUCGGAUUGAAAUGUGUAAGUUGAUUAUAAUAAGCAUAUUAAUACUAAAUCAUAUCUAA
This is a messenger RNA of Paramecium tetraurelia, 1945 nucleotides long. RefSeq lists its product as uncharacterized. The transcript is spliced from 7 exons. Lineage: Eukaryota; Ciliophora; Oligohymenophorea; Peniculida; Parameciidae. The record is from RefSeq and is a predicted model, not a curated record.